GAGAGGGGUGUUUCCUCUUGGUAUCAUGAAAAGGAAAGUGCCAGGAAUUAGGCCACAUGAAAUGAUAAGCGUCAAUCCGUUGGGUGGCGCUGGUAAACCCAUGGAAAUCAGGAGCGUGCAGUGCGUGACUCUCCUCUCUUGACUACAACGCCUCCUGUUCAGCCGACAGUCACAGUAGCCACUCUUCCUUUCAGAGUAGGUACCCGUUUAGCAGCAAAAGCUUUUCCCGUUACCUGCAAUUCCCCAUCCUUCCCUGGUGUUGUGUCCUUCCCCUACCUGUCCCAGUCAUGGCGGCGAGUGCGAAAAGAAAGCAGGAGGAGAAACACCUGAAGAUGCUGAGAGAAAUGACGAGUUUGCCUCCUAACAGAAAGUGCUUUGACUGCGAUCAGCGCGGCCCAACCUAUGCCAACAUGACGGUGGGGUCUUUCGUCUGCACCUCCUGCUCUGGCAUACUGCGAGGGCUGAACCCACCCCACAGAGUGAAGUCCAUCUCCAUGACGACCUUCACGCAACAGGAAAUCGAGUUUCUCCAGAAACACGGCAAUGAGUCAUGCAAACAGAUAUGGCUGGGGCUUUAUGACGACAGAACUACCUCCAUACCAGACUUCAGGGAACCCCAGAAAGUCAAGGAGUUCCUUCAGGAGAAAUACGAGAAGAAGAGAUGGUUUGUUCCCCCGGAGCAGGCCAAAGUGGUGGCUUCUGUCCACGCCUCCAUCUCCGGCUCGUCAGCCAGCAGCACCAGCAGCACCCCCGAGGUCCGACCCCUCAAAACAUUGCUGGGGGAGUCGGCCCCCACCUUGCACCUCAACAAGCACACGCCCAGUCAAUCUCCGGUGGGGAGCCGUGUGGCCCAGGCCCUCCAGCUGAGCCAGCAGCAGCAGUUCCACGACAAGAAGUUUGACCUCCUCAGCGACCUGGGAGGAGACAUCUUCGCCGCGCCGCCCCACUCUCAGACUGCAGCAGGCUCGGCGGCCAACUUUGCCAACUUUGCACAUUUCAACAGUCAGCCAGCUGCUCAGAACGCAAACGCAGACUUUGCUAACUUUGAUGCGUUUGGGAGCGCGGGUCCAUCGGGUGCUUUCCCCUCGGCACCCCAAGCCCCCUUCCAGACCUCACAUACAGGAGGUAGUGUCCCGAGCGGGGUUCCGGGCUCUCUCCCCCCGGGGGCGUCGGCAGGACUGCGUCACCCCCAGAGUCAGCUGACGGGUACGUCGGCGGCAGACCGCUACGCCGCGCUGGCCGAGCUGGACAACGUGUUCGGCUCGUCGGCCCCCGCCACCAGCGUCUACAACACCGUUAGCACUUCACAAGGGGGGAUGUUUGGCCCUGUGACAGGAGUCUCGUCAGCCCAGGCACAGCAAUGCAUGUCCAGCAUGCCCCAGGGUUUUGGAGGUCUGUCAACAAACCCUUUUGCUGCUGCAGCCGUUGCCCCGGCGACAGCCACCACCAACCCCUUCCAGAGCAACGGCAGAGCAGCGGCCGUGGCGGCAGCAGCCACGUUUGGCACAGGGUCCAUGAGCAUGCCAGCCGGAUUCAGGACCGCUGCUACCUACAACCUCCCCACCAGCUUCAGUGGGACCUUCCAACCUCCUUUCCCUGGCCAGGCCCCCUUCCCCCAGCCUCCGGCCUAUCCCCAGCAACCCAACGGAGUGGGGUUUUCAGCCUAUGGACAGGCCAAGGCUGUGGUAACCCCCUUUGGACAGGCGAUGGCCGCACCCGGGGUCUCUAGUAACCCCUUCUUGGCGGGCGCCCCUUCAGGACACUACCCCUCAGGAAGCUCUUCAACAAAUCCUUUCUUAUAGCGCUGCUCCACCUGAACUCCACCACUAGGGUGUUGUCAACUGGCGUGCUCCGCUCUCACCUCUUGCACUGUUUUGUUUUACAAGACUCUUUAAAAAGACAAACACUGUUUCUAAAACUGGUAUUUUGUUUUAAGAACAAUGAUAACAACAAAGUGACGUAACUGACACCGUCCAUGGCAACAAAAAUCACAACAACGUAAAGGUGUGUGGAGGGAGGGGUUGUUAGGGGCGGCAGGAAGCCUAGCGGUUAAGAGCGUUGGGGCAGUAACCGAAAUGUUGCUGAAUCGGUGGAAAAUCUGUCGAUGUGCCCUUGAGCAAGGCACUUAACCCUAGUUGCUCCUCCUGUAAGUUGCUCUGGGUAAGAGUGUAUGUAAAUGUGUUAAAGGGACAGGGUCUCAUCCUCUAUCUAACCUGUGAACUGGCCCGGACUCAGCUGAGGCAUAUGUAUAUUCAAACUGGCUGAUACUAAGUUAUUGCAAAAUAUUCCCAUUCAUUACACUGGAAUUUUGUAAAUAUUUUUUUCUUAGUGGAAAUUAGCUCUGUGCAUAUCCGUAUUUGUACAUUUAACACAAGUUUAAGGGCAGAAAUGUUAUUUGGAAAAGCUGAGAAGACUGCUUUGAGUUGCUUUAUUUGUAAAGAGGAACCAAAAGGGGUUUGUGCAGCGUGAUAUCGGUAGGACUAUUUUUACAGAGAAAAAGAGAACAUACAUUUCAUCAUUUAUUACAGAAGAGGGGGAGGAGUCUCUCCUCUUCUGUGAUUGGCCCCAAGGGCAGAGGCUCCACCUGGAAGGGAAUUGGCUCUCACCUAUGCUCUGACCUGUCCAGGUGGUUUACCACAAUAUAGACUGAAGACCACUGACUUUGGGUGUUAAAGAGAUUUAAGUUAAUGUGUUUGUGUGUAUAUAUAUAUAUAUUAAAAUGAAUUUUAACUAAAAAAGAAUGACCAAACCAUGCCUUUUAAAUUGCUGCACUGUACAUCUCCAUUUAAAUAUUUGAUCUAUAUAUAUAUGUCACUAUGAAGAUGUUGCAGUCUGAAUGUGGAGAUCUUGCUCAGGAGUAUGGCUGCUGGAAUAAACCAUAGACUGUGUAAAAAAAUAUCAAACAAA
Oncorhynchus kisutch (coho salmon) is the source of this 2907-nucleotide messenger RNA. RefSeq names its product arf-GAP domain and FG repeat-containing protein 1. Lineage: Eukaryota; Metazoa; Chordata; Actinopteri; Salmoniformes; Salmonidae. The transcript is spliced from 12 exons. Gene Ontology annotation, cellular component: cytoplasmic vesicle; cytoplasm; membrane. Gene Ontology annotation, molecular function: GTPase activator activity. The coding region runs from base 288 to 1802 and encodes 504 amino acids. Gene Ontology annotation, biological process: intermediate filament organization; acrosome assembly; spermatid nucleus differentiation. The record is from RefSeq and is a predicted model, not a curated record.